Helianthus annuus (common sunflower) is the source of this 535-nucleotide messenger RNA. RefSeq lists its product as uncharacterized. The transcript is spliced from 2 exons. The coding region runs from base 11 to 316 and encodes 101 amino acids. The record is from RefSeq and is a predicted model, not a curated record. Lineage: Eukaryota; Viridiplantae; Streptophyta; Magnoliopsida; Asterales; Asteraceae. Gene Ontology annotation, molecular function: nucleic acid binding; zinc ion binding.
GAACUACAAUAUGAAUGGGAUGGAGAAGACACUUGCAGAACUGCAUCAGAUGCUCAAAACUGCUGAGGUGAAUAUACCCAGCAAGACUGCACCAGUGCUGAUGAUCAAGGAGGGUCAUGUUAAGAAACCUAACACCAAGAAAAAGGGCAAUCAGGGCAAAGGCAAAUUAGUUGGAAACAAGAAGCCUCAGAAGGAUGCCAAGUGUUUUCAUUGUAAUGAAAUUGGGCACUGGAAGAGGAACUGUGCUAAGUAUUUAGCUGAACUGAAGCAAGCCAAGGCUUCAGGAGGAGAGUCCUCAGGGACUAAGAAAGAUUAAGAAACUGAAACAAGGCGACUUGGAGGUCCAUGUUGGCAAUGGACAAAGAGUUGCUGUGAAGGCGAUUGGAGAAUAUGUUCUUUUACUUCCUUCUGGUUUAGAACUUGUUUUGAACAAUGUUUAUUUUAUUCCUAGUGUUACUAGAAAUAUUGUUUCGGUUUCUGCUUUGCAUGGACAAGGUUUCAAUUAUCAUUUUAAUGGUGAAUUUAUUUCUGCUUA